Polychytrium aggregatum is the source of this 718-nucleotide messenger RNA. RefSeq names its product sugar efflux transporter for intercellular exchange-domain-containing protein. The transcript has 6 exons. NCBI's taxonomy places the organism in Eukaryota, Fungi, Chytridiomycota, Chytridiomycetes, Polychytriales. The coding region runs from base 101 to 718 and encodes 205 amino acids. Gene Ontology annotation, biological process: carbohydrate transport. Gene Ontology annotation, cellular component: membrane. The record is from RefSeq and is a predicted model, not a curated record. Gene Ontology annotation, molecular function: sugar transmembrane transporter activity.
CUCGGCUCUCCUCUCGGCGGUGCAGACAUCAAGCAGCAGCAUCCGUCCAACUCCUUCCUGCCGCUCGGGCCACUCCCUCCAGACCAAUUGCGAUUCCAUCAUGAUCUUGCUCCGUGGUGCCGCCACCCUCGCAACCGUGCUCAUGUUCUUGACGAACCUGGUUGUUGUCAAGCAAAUCAAGGAAGACGGCCACAUCUCGGUCGCGAGCAUUCUCCCGUUCCUGUCAACUUUUGCCAACUGCUGCUUCUGGCUCAAGUACGGUGUUAUGCUGGGCGAGUCGUCCAUCUGCUGGACCAAUGCUGUUGGCGUGAUCAUCACCGUGUAUGCUCUCUAUCAAUGCCACAAUCACUGCGAAUCCGAGCGCACCCGGGCCAAGAUCGAGAAGAGAAUCCUGGUGACGGUCGGGGUCGUGCUGUCCGUCCUCACGGCCAUCAAGCUGUCUUAUGGACCCGAAAUCUUAUCCUGGGUUGGCUUUCUGUGCUGUGCCCUGACCAUGGUGAUGUUUGGCACUCCUCUGGCCUCGCUGCGCACGGUGAUCCAAGCCAAGAGUGCCCACGGCCAUCUCUCGCUGCCCAUGAUUCUGAUUUCAUUUGUGAGCGCCAGCCUGUGGUCGCUCAUCGGCUUCCGACUGAGAGACAACUGGAUCAUCCAGCCCAAUAUCGUCGGGGCUGCCCUGUCACUUGUACAGCUACUUGUGUAUUCUGCAUACCGAAAGUAG